AUGCAGCAGCAACAACAAUUUGAGCUGGUUGAUCCACCUUCGGAUGCAAUUUCCUCAGUCGUGUUCUGUCCGACCACUUCAAAUCACUUGUUAGUUUCUUCUUGGGAUAAGACGGUGAAACUUUAUGACGUGGAGGAAAAUUCACUUAAAGCUUCGUUUCAACAUAAAGCCUCAGUUCUCGACUGUUGUUUUUCUGACGGAGCACACGUAUUUAGUGGAGGACUAGAUCAUUGCAUAAAAAGUUUUGAUAUCAACACGACCAACGAAUUCAUUGUGGGUUUACACGAUAAGGCAGUAAAAUGUGUCGAAUAUAGUUUAGAAAAGCACAUGAUUGUAUCUGGAUCAUGGGAUUGUACAAUUAGAUUAUGGGACGUUCGUAAAAAGGACGCACUAUCUGGACAAUAUGAAAUUGGAGAAGGGGCAAAAGUAUUUGCGUUGUCAUUAGUUUAUUAUAAAUUAGUGGUAGCAACGGCUGGUAGACAAUUUUUUAUUUAUGAUAUUAGAAAUAUGUCUGAAACCAUACAAAAACGUGAAAGUAGUUUGAAAUUUAUGACUCGUUGCGUAAAGUGUAUGCCUAAUCGACAAGGUUAUGCUAGUAGUUCAAUCGAAGGACGCGUUGCUGUGGAAUUCUUUGAUCCAUCACCUGAAAUUCAAGCACGUAAAUAUGCGUUUAAAUGUCAUAGAAAAGUUAUUGAUGGCGUAGAUACAGUUUACCCCGUUAACGCUUUAGCUUUUAAUCCAACACAUGGAACUUUUGCUUCGGGAGGAGCCGACGGUGUAGUAAAUAUUUGGGAUGGUUUCAAUAAAAAACGGCUAAAACAAUAUCCUCAGUAUCCAACUAGCAUUGCAAGUUUGGAUUUCAGUAAAGAUGGGCAAUAUUUGGCUAUAGCAAGCAGUUAUACAUUUGAAGAAGGUGAAAAAGAUCAUCCUCCAGAUUCUGUAUUCAUAAGACACAUUGGUGAAAAUGAAUGUAAACCAAGAGUUGUGGCGUCCAGUGCUUAA
This is a messenger RNA of Funneliformis mosseae, 1002 nucleotides long. The record is from the annotation of a GenBank genome assembly. NCBI's taxonomy places the organism in Eukaryota, Fungi, Glomeromycota, Glomeromycetes, Glomerales, Glomeraceae.